GAGAGGCAGCUUAUUAUUCCUUCCAGAGCGCCCCCUUUGGGCAUCCGUGGGAAACGUGCGAGAGAGUUGAUGUUCCAAAGAACUUUUCCAGAACUCCUUCGCUGGACAUCCUUCUCUGCCCGAGAGACCAUUUUAAUUCUACUUUAUCCUCUGCUUGUCCCCCAGAAGCCUCCUUGGAUUGGGGCCUUAAAGCGUGACUUCUCAAGUACCGCACUUUCUCCAAGUCUUUUUCUUUCUCUGCCUUUCCCUUAGAGAGAAGAACAUGGCCCUUUCGUCCUCUUGUCUUGGAGGAGACGGGCGUGCAAGCCUUUGUCGGUCCUGGGAAAUAACCCGUUGACGUCAGAGGUCUGGUGCAAAGAGGAACUCUCAGCAAGAGCAGCAUAAACCAAACUUGAUAGGGACUCAGAGGUCCAGAGAGCAAGCAGUUUCCGGGAAUUUUGCUAUCAGGAGGAUGAGAAGCCUUGAGCAUGCCUUCUGAGGGCUCAGUGUUGGCAGCUCCGUUUUGUUUUGAGUGAAGGCGUAUUUCGGAUUUUGUUCACCCGAGGCAGAGGCCUCUCCUCCGGAGGAACACCAAAGGGAAAGGAAGGAGGAUCUGCUUUUCCAGAUUUUGGAAAUAAGCUGGGAACACAUCCUAACUCAUAUUUUCUCUGUGAAGAAAUGGAGACGGCAUCUGUCCAGUCAGAGCAGGUUGCAGAGGUCCUUCAGGACCUGAUGGUGUAUUUCUCCAAGGAAGAGUGCGCUCUCCUGAAUCCGGGCCAGAGGGCUCUGCACAUGGAAGUCAUGGAGGAAACUUUGGUCAAUGUGGUGUCUCUGGGUAUUGGAAUGGCGCUGGGAACAUGCCCUCCCUCAUCUCUUCUAGCUGGAGGGGCCGAAACAGCUUCUACACAACCCGAUCUAGUUGGAACAAGUCGGUGGAUAGUCGUUCAGUGCUUUUCCCCCUCGGAAACACUUCAGAAUGUGAAGAGCGUGAUGAUGGCUUUUGAGGAUAUUGCUGUCCAUUUCGCAGAAGAGGAAUGGGCUCUGCUGGAUAAAGACCAAAAGGCUCUGCACCGAGAAGUCAUGGCAGAAAAUGUAGUCAGUCUGAUCUCUCUAGCUACUGGUACAAGAGAAAAGAGGAGCGAGGAAGAAGGUGGUAUAGACAUGGAUGAAAAGCAGAAAGAAGUCUUAAAAGGCAGUACAGCUCUGAGUGAUAGGAGAAGCCUUGGUUUCCAUCAGCAACUCCAUCCAGCAAAGAAAAUGUUGAAAUGUUUGCAAUGUGGAACGAGCUUCAGUCAGUGUCUGUCUCUUGUCUCCCACAUGAGAAUCCACACAGAGGAGAAACCCUUUCAAUGCCCGGAAUGUGGGAAGGACUUCAGUGAAAACACAGACCUUGCUUUCCAUUUAAGGCUUCACACAGGAGAGAAACCAUUUAAUUCUUUGGAACGCAGAAGGAGCUUCAGUCAGAGUUCAGACUUUGCUACCCAUAUAAGAACCCAUGCAGGGGAGAAACCCUAUCAGUGCAUGAAAUGUGGAAAGAGCUUCUGUCAGAGUAGAAAGCUCGAUUCCCAUAUGAGAAUCCACACAGGAGAGAAACCGUACAAGUGCUUAGAAUGUGGAAAGGGUUUCUGUCACAGUGGAAAUCUUGCUUCCCAUGUGAGAAUCCACACAGGAGAGAAACCUUUUAAAUGCUCGGAAUGUGGAAAAGGCUUCCGUCAGAGUGGAAAUCUUUCUUGCCACAUGAGAAUACACAGAGGAGAGGAGAGGUAUAUGUGCUUGGAAUGCGGAAAGAGUUUUAAUCAGAACUCAAACCUAGUCUCCCAUAUGAGAAUCCACACGGGGGACAAACCAUUUGAAUGCAUACAAUGUGGGAAGAGCUUCAGGCACAACUGUCAUCUUAGUUCACAUCAAAGAACGCACACAGGGGAGAAACCCUAUCAAUGCAUGGAAUGUGGAAAGAGCUUCAGUGUUAGCAGUAGCCUUCGUUCACAUCGACGAACUCACACGGGGGAGAAAAGUAUCCAGAAAGGGGAAAAGCCACAUGAAUGUCUGGAAUGUGGAAAGACCUUCUGUCAGAGUGAAAAGCUUGACUUCCAUAUGAGGAUCCAUGCAGGAGAGAAACAAUUUAAAUGCUCGGAAUGUGGGAAGGGCUUCCGUCACAGUGCAAAUCUUUCUUGCCAUAUGAGAAUACACAGAGGAGAGAAACCAUUUAUGUGCUUGGAAUGUGGAAAGAGUUUUAAUCAGAACUCAAACCUUGUUUCCCACAUGAGAAUACACACAGGGGACAAACCAUUUAAAUGUGUAGAAUGUGGGCAGAGCUUCAAGCACAAUAGCCACCUUAGUUCCCAUCAACGAACUCACACGGGGGAGAAACCCUAUCAAUGCACGGAAUGUGGGAAAAAAUUCAGCCACAACAGUGCCCUUCAUUCACAUCAAAGAACCCACACAGGGGAGAAACCAUAUCAGUGCAUGGAAUGUGGGAAAAGCUUUGUUCAGAGUGGCCACCUUAGUUCACAUGAAAGAACUCACACAGGGGAGAAACCCUAUAAAUGCCUGGAAUGUGGGAAGAGCUUCAGUCACAAGAGUCGCCUCAGUUCACAUCAAAAAACCCAUGUGAGAAGAAAAUCUGGCAAGGGCUUCCAUGAGUUCUCGACCCAUAAGAGGACUUGCCCUCUUAUCCCCUGGACUGUGGAGUCCUCUCAGCAGCCGCCUUGGCAACAUCUGGGGCAACCUGGAGAGGAACUUGCAAUCAAGCAAGAAAAGAGAGAACAGAAAAUAGGAAUGGCCAUGCAUGGCCUUCACAUGAAAGGACCGACGCAGGGGAGAAACCACGUAAAUGCAUUUCACCUCAAUAGACAUCAAAGAACACAUGCAGGGGAGAAAAUGUAUCCAUGUAUGGAAUGUGGAAAGAGCUUUAGUCAGAGUAGUGACCUUAGGAAACAUGAAAGAACUCACACUGGGGAGAAACCAUACAAAUGCAUGGAAUGUGGAAAGAGUUUUAGUCAGAGUGGGGUCCUAAAGUUACAUCAAAGAAUUCACACUGGAGAGAAACCACAUAAAUGCACGGAAUGUGGAAAGAGCUUUAGUCAGAGUGCUGUCCUUAGGACACAUGAAAGGACUCACACUGGGGAGAAACCACAUAAAUGCAUGGAAUGUGGAAAGAGCUUUAGUCAGAGUGGUGACCUUAGGAAACAUGAAAGGACUCACACUGGG
This is a messenger RNA of Pogona vitticeps (central bearded dragon), 3189 nucleotides long. NCBI's taxonomy places the organism in Eukaryota, Metazoa, Chordata, Lepidosauria, Squamata, Agamidae. The record is from RefSeq and is a predicted model, not a curated record.